Suillus plorans is the source of this 944-nucleotide messenger RNA. RefSeq lists its product as uncharacterized. Gene Ontology annotation, molecular function: protein dimerization activity. The transcript has 3 exons. Bases 191 to 763 code for a protein of 190 amino acids. NCBI's taxonomy places the organism in Eukaryota, Fungi, Basidiomycota, Agaricomycetes, Boletales, Suillaceae. The record is from RefSeq and is a predicted model, not a curated record.
AAAAUCGGUAGUCUGCCCGAAUAAAGAAAAUAGCGCUGUAAUGUUGAUAAUGUUCCGAGUUGGGGCGUUAAACGUUCAGUAGGCAGUCCAAAAAAAACAAAGUUUACGAAAUAUGCGUGGCGGGGCAGAGGAUGUUAUAAAAGCAGGCAUCUAACUCCACCUGUAGACUCACUACUGCACGAUUGCAAAUAUGCAGCUCUACCGCGAUACGCAAAGCCACCAGCAUCCCCCGAGGCAAAGCAAAAUUGCAUCGCAGAGGCAGUAUCGAGUCAAAGAGGGGGAUGGGUUUCAGGAACUCAGAGCAGUGAUUCGCUCGGUGACAGGAAAACUACCCCAGACCAGGAGCGAUACCUUGAAGAAAGCUGCAGAAUUGUUGCGGCAGUUAUCGAGAGAACUUGGGGAAAAUUCUAGGCAUGAGCCACUCUCGGAGUUAUUGUCGGCAUCGACCUAUGAAGUUAACCAGGGGUCUCACACGUCUUAUGAACCCCCUUUAAUCCACAACAACGAGACAUGGACAAACACUAUUGCACCAGGGACAAGGAACAAUAGUCCAAUGUCAGAUACAUCGGUGACGAGCUCGAUGCUAGAGUAUCAAGGCCAUCCUCAGACAGAGAUCCACUAUGUUGUCGGUGGUGGGGGCGACUUGGGCUGGAAUUUACUUCAACCAACCCCUUCGCAAUUUCAACAUACCUCCAAUUUUUUGGCGCAGCAGAAUGACCCGUCAUUUCUUCACUCUAACAUAAAUCAAGCUCCAUACUACUGAGAAAGGGUAGGAGUAAAUUAGAUUACACGUCGGAAUUCGAGUAUCCCUGAAUAUCUAAAUACAUGUAGCAUCUAUAACUUAUUACUUUUUUUUCGGAUUCACAUACCUUGUAGCUUUUAGUUGUAUCAUUUAGCGUAUUUAUCAGACCUAUAUACCGUUCGACAUCCUGGGUGUUCUAUGU